This is a messenger RNA of Penicillium chermesinum, 891 nucleotides long. RefSeq lists its product as uncharacterized. NCBI's taxonomy places the organism in Eukaryota, Fungi, Ascomycota, Eurotiomycetes, Eurotiales, Aspergillaceae. The coding region runs from base 1 to 891 and encodes 296 amino acids. The transcript is spliced from 2 exons. The record is from RefSeq and is a predicted model, not a curated record.
AUGUCUGCUCCUUAUUCCGCUCCACCCGGGCCACCCCCGCCUUCUGUCCCGGCAGGGUGGAAAGCACAGUAUGAUGAGCACUACAAGACUUGGCCAGUCGCAGUGGAAUCCCCCCCCGAAGCCUCGGUCCCGCGUCCCAGUGGCUCUCCUAGUGAACCCCCGCCAUCUUAUGAAAGCGCUGCCAGGCCUUCCGCCAUAGCGAGUCCCGGCGAUAAAAAGAGCCCAAUGGCUUCCAACAACCCGUAUAACCAAACAAAUUCUCCUCCAGCAUCUUCUGGCGCCACUUUUGACGAGGAUGCCCGCCUCGCGGCCAAACUUCAGGCGGAAGAGAACGCGCGUGUCCGCGGCGGUAGCAGUAGCGAAAAAGCAUCUGGGGCCGCAGCUGAUUAUUACAGUAAUUCCACGCGCCCAGAGCCUACUGCCCACCCUGGCCCGUCUACUGGGAGCCCCGCCCCAGAGGGGAAACGAGGCUUCUUUAGCAAGUUGACCGGCAAGAGCUCUAGCAGUACUUCACGACCUCCUCCGCCACGUCCCCCGCAGGCUCAAUAUGCCUCGUACGGACAGCAGCCCCCUGGUGGCUAUUAUGGUGGCCCAAAUUACCAACAAUACCCCCAGCAGGCUGGUCCUGGUUACCCCUAUCCGCCUCAGGGAUACGGCGGAGGUUAUGGAGGAUACCCGCCCCAACGUCCUUACUCUUCCUACCAACAGCCUCCCCCGCGAAGACAGGGUGGUGGAAUGGGUGGGAUGGGGACUGCAGGAGCUGCUGCACUUGGAGUCGGUGGAGGCUUACUGGGUGGCCUCCUCAUUGCCGAUGCAGUGGACGAUUUCGGGGAUCAUGAUAACUACGACAAUGAUUAUGAUGAUGGCGGUGACUUCGGCGGGGACUUCUAG